Molecule: messenger RNA, 903 nt
Organism: Paramuricea clavata
Lineage: Eukaryota; Metazoa; Cnidaria; Anthozoa; Malacalcyonacea; Plexauridae
Source: the annotation of a GenBank genome assembly
AUGCAAAGAAAGUUUGGAACGCUUCAAAGAUUAAAAAUAAACAAUAUACCAAUACUAUAUCUACCUGGUGCAGUGGACGGUGUUGGACUAACUGUAGUGGACGAUGUUGGACCAACUGUAGUGGACGAUGUUGGACUAACUGUAAUGGACGAUGUUGGAUCAACUGUAGUGGACGAUGUCGUACUAACUGUAGUGGACGAUGUCGUACUAACUGUAGUGGACGAUGUUGGAUCAACUGUGGUGGACGAUGUUGGAUCAACUGUAGUGGACGAUGUUGGAUCAACUGUAGUGGACGAUGUCGUACUAACUGUAGUGGACGAUGUUGGAUCAACUGUGGUGGACGAUGUUGGAUCAACUGUAGUGGACGAUGUCGUACUAACUGUAGUGGACGAUGUUGGAUCAACUGUGGUGGACGAUGCUGGAUCAACUGUGGUGGACGAUGUUGGAUCAACUGUAGUGGACGAUGUCGUACUAACUGUAGUGGAUGAUGUUGGAUCAACAGUGGUGGACGAUGUUGGAUCAACUGUAGUGGUCGAUGUUGGAUCAACUGUAGUGGUCGAUGUUGGAUCAACUGUAGUGGUCGAUGUUGAAUCAACUGUAAUGGACGAUGUUGGAUCAACUGUAAUGGACGAUGUUGGAUCAACUGUGGUGGACGAUGUUGGAUCAACUGCAGUGGACCAUGUUGGAUCAACUGUGGUGGACGAUGUUGGAUCAACUGCAGUGGACGAUGUUGGACCAACUGUAAUGGACGAUGUUGGAUCAACUGUAAUGGACGAUGUUGGAUCAACUGUAGUGGACGAUGUUGGAUCAACUGUAAUGGUCGAUGUUGGAUCAACUGUAGUGAACAAUGUUGUAUUAAUUGUAGUGGAUGGUGUUGUACUAACUAAAACAAACAUGACUUGA